Exaiptasia diaphana is the source of this 3386-nucleotide messenger RNA. RefSeq names its product forkhead box protein O3. Gene Ontology annotation, molecular function: DNA-binding transcription factor activity, RNA polymerase II-specific; RNA polymerase II cis-regulatory region sequence-specific DNA binding. Gene Ontology annotation, cellular component: nucleus. The transcript is spliced from 3 exons. Gene Ontology annotation, biological process: regulation of transcription by RNA polymerase II. The record is from RefSeq and is a predicted model, not a curated record. NCBI's taxonomy places the organism in Eukaryota, Metazoa, Cnidaria, Anthozoa, Actiniaria, Aiptasiidae. The coding region runs from base 120 to 1781 and encodes 553 amino acids.
CCGCACAUAGAAUAUUUUUCACCUUCGAAUAAGCGAAGAAAGUAAGACAGUUCUAUGUAAUAACGACAGUUGUGGCUGUGAUUUCUUAACAUCAGGUGCUCUCAUUGUCGGAUUUUGUGAUGGUAGAGCCAGAACUCAUGGAAGGACGAGACAAUCGUCCGCGCUCAAACACAUGGCCGCUUCCAGAGCCUUCUGAAUUUAUUCCACCAAAACCUGAGCCCCAAGAUACCGAACAGGCUCUCAAGCAACUUUCGGAAGGACCGAAGAAAAGCUCUAGAAAAAAUGCAUGGGGAAACUUCUCGUACGCAGAUCUUAUAACUCAAGCAAUCCAGAGUUCUCCAGAAAAACGCCUGACUCUUUCGCAAAUCUACGACUGGAUGGUGAACAGCGUUCCGUAUUUUCGCGACAAGGGGGAUAGUAACAGCAGCGCCGGUUGGAAGAACUCGAUUCGUCAUAAUUUGAGUCUACAUAGCAAGUUCGUUCGAGUCCAGAACGAGGGAAACGGUAAAAGUUCGUGGUGGGUUAUAAACCCUGAUGCUAAAGGGAACAAAACAAGCCGUGGACGCUCUAAAUCCCUCAACGAGACAGGACAAAAGGGUACUGAACAAAAAAAGAGGGGAAGAAAGAARGAUAAAUUGAGAGAAGAUAGCGAAAGACCUGGAAGUCCGAGGCUAUCAGUUCGGAAUCGCGAACUAAAUCGCUCUAGUUCGCCUGGAAAUGUGUCACCAACGAGCUCCAGCUCUGACUCGUUGCUCACUGUUCCUGAGCUAGUCGAAUAUGAGCACGAUUCACCGCUUCCUUUCCCCUUGAACGACAGUUUUGGUCGUCCACGUACAUCGUCCAACGCUUCUACUGUUAGCAGCAUCGGUAGACUAUCGCCCAUUCCAUCGCAAGAUGAUGAUGAAAUUAAUAACAUUACCCCUAUGCAUACUAACAUUGUUAGUACACCAAAUCCUGGCGCUGACGAAAUAACUACGAUGAUGGCUGAUUCUAUGAAUUUAAAACUCCAAAGUCGGCGGGUAAGGAGCAGUUUGUCGCCAGUGUCGAACCAUCUGAGCCCAACGAGCGAGCGCUCCCAAGAACAAGUUUGCUCGACUUCGACUUUGAGCCCUGUGAAUGGAUACGACACUGGUUAYGAUUCGAGUGGCUAUCUCCAACCUGUCCAACAUCGCACACCAAAUAUGAACCAUCAGAUGCAGACAAAUUUUAACGGUCUGGCUUUGAGUCGAAGGCAGCAACAAUAUCAGUCUUCUUACGGUCAAGAUAUAUCAAACCACGACAAUUCCAUGAUAUCGUAUGCACGUGAUAAUGAGAUGGAAGUUCAUCAUCACACACAACAUACGCCGCAGAACCCAAUGUCAGUKUACCAACAAACGUUUAAUAACUGUACAACGAGUUGUGCUAUGAACCAGGGUGAUGUCACCCCAAUGGAUAGCUAUGAUCAGUACCUAAUGUCAUUUGUCAGUACUGCAGUGCCUGCCAACACUAACUUUUCAACAGUGAACAUAAAUGCUAGCUUGCAUCACCAUCAACAGCAGCAGCAACAACAGCAGCAACAGCGCAGUUGCAAUCAGCUGUUGAGGCUACAUGAAAAGUUUCCUAGUGAUCUCGAACUUGACUCGUUUCAUGGCGAGGAGCUAGAAUGYGACAUGGAUACAAUCAUCACAAAUGAGCUAAACAUUGGAGAUGGCGGAUUUGACUUUGAUUUUGAACAACUUGUAUCACCUAUGAUCACAAAUACGCCAGUGACAGUUGGUGAAUUGUCAGGAAGAUUGUUCUGAAAUAGUUCGAUUCUGCUAACARCCCCCUUAACUGAAUCAAGUAAAAAUCCAAAUCAAGGGUUGAAAUGAGGCCAAUUUGCCAAGCAUACAGUUCAGCUUGGAUCCCAUUCAGAACAUCAACAUGAAAUCCAGGGAUUACUCUACACCAAAAAUUUACAUCAUGAGAGAGUUUUAGAUGCAGACUUCAAGCUCUCUUUGUAGCAGUGCAAGAGCACAAUAUGGUUUGUGAAUAUUCUUGAAAUAUUGGUAAUGCCAUCUAGUCCAUGAAUGCUACAGAUAUGAAGUUGAACAGAUCACAAAAUGAAAGCUUCAAAAAGAUUUGGAGAUCCAAAGUGACAUUAUACCACCAUACUUGUGUGCAAUGUGGUAGGAUUUUAAAUACUGUAUAUUAUGUUAUAAAUUAUAUAUCAAGCCUAAAAAUUGAGGUAAUGUAUCUUCAGCUAAUCUUCAGUUUCAGUAGAUUCAAAUUGUUAUAUCCUUUUGGCUUUUACAAUGUUGAAUCUGCACUGUUUCAAUAGGAAUGUAAGACUCAUGCUAGAUUAAUAUAACAGAGAUUUCCAGUAUUUUCUACUAGGCGAUAAAUUAAUAGAUAUGAUACCUAGAUACAGAUUUUCUAGUUAACUAAAUGCUAAGAAUUUAACUGAAUGUAAGGACUACUGAUUUGUUUCAAGCUGUGACAAUUARGUGUCAGAAAAUGUAUAAUAUCCAUGUAUAAAGGCGAUGAUUUUGCUCCCACAUUGGUUAAGCCUAUAGUAUUUGUAAUUUCCUUCUUUGACAUUGAAAAAUUAUUAGCUAAUUUUUGCAUCCCAGUAUUUAUAAAGUGAAUUAAAUUAUUUCUGUUGAACAAAUCAUUUGUACAUGUCAAAUUCACCACACAUGAAUUUUUUAUCCCUACAAUGGUUGCUAGUGGUUAUUGCUAUAUUGCAAAGUUCUGGGAAGUAUUUUUGRACAAAUUGCAUGGAAGUUUGCUUCUUUCUUGUACAAUGUUGUGCUCCACCAUGUGCUGAUAUGGAUGAGUGCAUGUCUUAUGCAAAUCAUCCACCAGUAUCCUGUGUUACUUUCUUUGUAUUAAGUAAGUACCAGUCAAUUUCGACAGCUUUGGUUCACUCAAUUCAAAUUCAAUCCGUCUCUUUUGUUUCUUUGCCAAACUUGCAUGUAAUCUAUUGAAUUGCAAAGCCAUGAAAAACCAAAAUGUGUUUCAUGUCAACCGUGGUGUAWAGCUAAUCAAAAGUCCACAUUUGAACAAGAAUGAGACAUGCUUGACUGGCUUAAUAUCAAAUGUGUGGUCUUGCUUGGGUAGUUGAAUCCAUGAAGCACCUUGAGGGGUCUUUGGAUUUCUUUGUGCGUGUUAAUAAGGCAAUAUAACCAGGGGUUUUCAUUGUGGAACAGAGUGAGAGGGUCAGUGCAGGUCUUUAUGAUAUGUGAUCAGUGCAGUCUGCAUGUCUAUGUUUUUGUUGUUCAUCAAUGAACUGGAGUUAAUUUGGAUAGGUUUUGUCAUAACUACUUAACAUGAUAUAAAGUCGUUUACACAGAUACUCUAGAGACUGUUGACAAAGUGUGCAUCUCGAAUCUUGUUUGAUUUUAUUCAUUAAAUCAAUAACUUUA